AUGAAGCUCUCUUCACGGGCCUCGGCGACCGGAAUGCCUAUACCAAACUAUAUCGAUCCUGUUACUCGUGGGCACGGGGUCAUGAUUGUGAAUGCUAUUUUCAUGUCACUGGCAGUCAUAGUAGUAGCACUGCGUUUAUACACGCGGCUCUACAUCACAGCGACUCCCGGGCUGGAUGAUAUUCUGAUCGUACUAGGUCUGGUUUUUGGCAUUUCUAUGGCCGUGGUAACUUCGAUUAUGACAGAGGAUUGGGGCCACAAUCGACAUCUUUGGGAUGUUCCUCUUGCAUGGUUCUCUGGCAGUAAGAAAUUGAGCAUAGCAUUCCAAAUCACCUUUGCCUGGUCGGCUGGUUUUGCCAAGACCUCAUUGUUAUGGUUCUGCCGACGUCUUCUUGGACAGUCGAAGGGAAUGUUCCAAAUCUACAAGUACGCUUUUCUUGGAGCGAUCGCCAUUGUCGCAACAUCGACCAUAGCGUUCACUUUUGCGACCGUUUUCCAGUGCUCACCUGCCAAGGCAUUCUGGACACUCCGUCCUACGUUCCAUUACACCUGUUUCGAUGACAAUGCCAUGGUCUUCGGGGAAGUCCACAACACUGCCCAUGCCAUUGAUCUGGAGCCUCAAGCUUCCCAGCCGCCAACGAAUUGCUGUCAUCUCGAUCUUCGGCCUAGGAGUUAUCGUGAAUGUAGCUGGCUCCGUCCGUACGGUCACUUAUGGAAGAGCAAUCAUGCCAAAGACGUCACCUGGUUAGCAUGGCCCGUCCAAGUGGCCGCCGGGAUUGAGAUAUCCUUGGGAUUGAUCUGUUCCUCAGCACCAGCUCUCCGACCCCUGCUCAUGGAGUUCAUGCCGCGUCUCCUCGCCUCCCGCAGGAACAGCCAGUACCCCUACCGCAGCCCCCGGAUCCCAGAAAACAAACUCUGGUCCUCCUCCGGCACCGGCAGCCGCUCAUAUAACUCUCGGUCGCAGCACCCAGCUAUUCCUCGCGACCUGGCCCAACCACUUGGCUAUGAGAGCGAUCGGUUCGAGAUCAUGCGCACUGUCGAGAUGGAGACUUGGCCCGAUUCGAAAAUCGUGCAGCACGCUGAGGAGGGCCUUGCUUAUCCUCGGCUCGCUGCUACCCGUGUGUCUGAAAUCAGUGCCGAUUCACCCGUGAGUCCAAUGGAGAGUGAAGAGCCGACUCGAUUCAGCCAUGCGAGGAGUAGUGUGUCUUCUAGAUCGUUUCCACGCGAAAUCUAG
Molecule: messenger RNA, 1233 nt
Organism: Penicillium chermesinum
Lineage: Eukaryota; Fungi; Ascomycota; Eurotiomycetes; Eurotiales; Aspergillaceae
Exons: 4
Coding region: 1-1233 (410 amino acids)
Source: RefSeq, a predicted model, not a curated record